Molecule: messenger RNA, 1257 nt
Organism: Tilletiaria anomala UBC 951
Lineage: Eukaryota; Fungi; Basidiomycota; Exobasidiomycetes; Georgefischeriales; Tilletiariaceae
Product: ARM repeat-containing protein
Exons: 2
Coding region: 1-1257 (418 amino acids)
Biological process (GO): nuclear-transcribed mRNA catabolic process, deadenylation-dependent decay
Cellular component (GO): cytoplasm
Molecular function (GO): mRNA 3'-UTR binding
Source: RefSeq, a predicted model, not a curated record
AUGUCAUACAUCGACCACGCCGCUCGCCUGCCCACAUAUCCCUAUUCCCCACCGUUGCCCGGCGCUGCAUACUUUGAACCUCUGCUGCAUUGUCUUCCCUCUCACACCGAAAUCCGCUCCCACGCACUGGGCGCGCCCCGCUCUGCGCUGCUGGAAGAGUUCCGUGCAACACCGUGGCAGCAGUGGGCCGUCGCGGACUUGCAGGGGCACCUUGCAGAGUUCAGCACGGACCAGCAGGGCAGCCGCUUCAUACAGGAACGGCUCGCCAGCUCGGACGCCACGGCAGCGGAUGAGCGCCAGCUAAUCUUCCGCGAGCUCAUCGGCGGCAUCCGCGCGAUGAUGGAGGAUGUCUUUGGAAACUAUGUCGUGCAAAAGCUGAUCGAAUUCGGCACGCUUGAGCAGCGUACGGCGGUGAUCGACGCGCUGCAGGACAAUAUUGCCGAGCUUUCUCAGCACAUGUACGGCUGCAGGGUGGUGCAGAAAGCGCUCGAGUACAUCGAUGAGGAGAGGACGGUCGCCUUUGCAUCCGAGCUCAAGGAGAGCGUCGGCAAGUGCCUCAAGGACCAGAGCGCGAAUCACGUCCUGCAAAAGCUACUCGAAUCCAUCGGCCCCUGUGCCGGCAUUGACUUCAUAGCGCGAGAGUUCAGGGGCAACGUCCCGCGGCUAGCCGUGAACUGCUACUCUUGUCGCGUCCUACAACGGGUGCUCGAGAACUGCACUGAGGAGCAAACAAGGCCGUUGCUCGAGGAGGUGCACGAGAACUUGACGGACCUGAUGCAGGAUCAGUUCGGAAACUACGUCAUCUCCUGGAUGCUGCAAUCAGCGCGCAAGAGGGACAGCGAGCGCGUUAUUGAAAGUAUCAAAGGCCAUUUUGUCGCGCUCUCAAAGCACAAGUUCGCAUCCAACGUCCUCGAGGUCGUCGUUGCUGUUGCGAGAGCGAUAACGCCCUCGCUUCCGCCAGAUGCUGCGAAAGGAGCAUACUUCCAGGAUUUUCUCGCGGAAGUGCUUGAAGGAGCGCCAGCGGCUGCAGAUCCAAAUGGAAAUGACACCACCACCACUGUCGGUGCGGUGCAGAUGAUGAACCACUCCUAUGCAAACUAUGUCUUACAGGGUAUGAUCAAGCUUGCUGGGAACGAAGACAAGAAGAAGAUCGCAGACGCUAUUCGGCCGGAGCUCGCACGGUUGCGGCGCCAGCCCAGCGGGCACGCAAAGCAUCUCAUAGCGAUCGAGAAGAUUAUGGAUGGGCUGGGAGCAUAG